Molecule: messenger RNA, 803 nt
Organism: Hippocampus comes (tiger tail seahorse)
Lineage: Eukaryota; Metazoa; Chordata; Actinopteri; Syngnathiformes; Syngnathidae
Gene: samd10a
Product: sterile alpha motif domain containing 10a
Exons: 5
Coding region: 181-714 (177 amino acids)
Biological process (GO): cell surface receptor protein tyrosine kinase signaling pathway
Cellular component (GO): cytoplasmic side of plasma membrane
Molecular function (GO): protein binding
Source: RefSeq, a predicted model, not a curated record
ACACAAGCGCGCGAGCGCGCCAGUCACAGAGGCCAGCCAGUGUGCGUCACCACGGGCUGCUUUGGGAGGAUUUCGUUGGUUCACUUGUGCAGGAGCUGAGAGGAUGCGGGACGGCGUCUCUGCUGCUGCCUCCCGAGACCAUGCGCGAUCUCCGUUAAAUCCACGCAGCGUGGAAACACCAUGGCUGUUGACGCGGCGUCCAGUUUUAGUUUCUGCCGGCCAGCCGUGGAGUACAGAGACCUGCCCGACGACUUUAAAGAGCGGCUAAGAGCGUGUACGGGUGGCAACCUGACCUGGCACGACGGCCGAGGCCAAAAGGCGGCGGGAGGCCGGGCGAUUAAGUUGCUGCAGCGGCCUGGCGCAGACGCCUCCCAGUAUCGUUCCAGUGACAAUUACAGCAUCUACAACACCAGCCCGACGCAGCCCAGCUUGGUCCGACCCGUGGUGCUGUGGACGCAGCAAGAUGUUUGCAAAUGGCUGAAGAAGCACUGUCCUCACAACUACCUAGCCUACGUGGAGGCCUUCUCGCAUCACGCCAUCACAGGCCGGGCGCUGCUGCGUCUGAACGGCGACAAGCUGAAGAGAAUGGGACUGGUGCAAGAGACGCUAAGGCAGGAGCUUCUCCAGCAAGUUCUUCAGCUGCAGGUUCAGGAGGAAGGACGCAACCUGCAGCUGCUCAGCAGAGGUGAAGGUUUCUUUGAAAAGAGGUCAUAAGCGGACAGCCAGGAAUGUGGACAUUUCAAGUCCUGCUUCAAAGAACAUUCUGUGCAACGUAUUUAGUGCAGGUGCACAGUACACAGACA